GCGAGAUCUUCAAAUAAGGGGGCCCCUCGCACAAUCAAUCAGACAGACAGCCAGUCAGGCGCCGGCAGGCAAGUGUGGCACGGCAGCACGCGUCAAUGUGUGUGUCACGGCAUGUGUGUAUGUGUGACGGCGUGUGUGUGUCUGCGGUGUCCUCUCUUCUCGCAUGCACGCGUCUAUCUGCUGCCUUCCUGCCGGCCAUGCCACGCGUCUUUCUGCUGCCAUCCACUCCACUCCAUGGACACACACACACACAUUAACAGACGGACGGGCAGGCAGACAGCGAAGCAGGCUCUGUACAUCAAUCAGCCACUCCCCUCGCCCUGCCCCUCCCUCCGGCCAGCAAUGGCUAUGUGCUGGCAGCCGAAUUGCACACAGGCAUCAUCCACUCAUUAUGACAUGGCAGCGGACACUCGCACUCAUCAACAUGCACUCAUCAACGUACGCUACCCGUCCAGUCCAUGGCCAGCCAGUCAGCCAUUCUACUCACAGCCAGUCUCUCUGUAUGUGUGCCCUCCUUCUGCAAUGCUGCCGGCAGCAGGCCGACAGGAGCUAACCCAUGCGCCAACCUGACACCACACACACACACACACACACGCAUUGACUGACAGAGGUGAGGCCUGUGUGCAUCAUCUCGCCCGCUUACCGGUUGGUGUGGCAUGUGGUAUCUACGAGCGCCUUUCCACGAUGACGCGUUUGUCCUGUAUGCGCAUGACGUAUGGGGCGUCGCCGAACGCCCGGGCUGCGGCACAGAAGACGCUGACCGCCGAACCGGACAAGGCAGGCCCGUCCGUGAAGCUCGAAGUGGCGGCCUCGGACACGGCGGGGUUGCCGAUGAUGGCAACCAGCACACCCACGAGCCAUCCGUCGAAGUCGUCUUGCCACACACUAUCAGGCACUGUCAAGUCUAGAGCCAGCAAAUCACACGGGGCAGACAGACAGGCAGGCAGAUGCUACAUGGCCGGCUUCCUCACUCUUGCCUCUCCCUUGUGUGCGUGUGCGUCCAUGCGUGUGUCCGUCCGUGGUGGGGGCGGGGGACAUACCGCCACUUACCGGCGGGAUCGAUGGUCACUUCCUGGAUGGCCGGCAAGUCGUGGUUCGCCCACUUCUGCAGACCGUCGAUACCGUACUCGACGAUGUCAAGCGCCGAUAUGUCCAUCGUCACUGUUAGCUUCUCGGAUACCCCCUCGUCACCACCGCCCCCCUGGCCGCUGCCCAGCUGGCCCUUCAGCGCCUCGAGGAAGUACACGGCAUCAUCAGGCCCCCGAAGACGGAUGUGGCGGCAUUUGGGCAUCUGCUUGGCGACGGCCUUGGCGAGGCUGUCGAGCGUCUCCUGGGUGAAGGGGCCGGCGGCACAUCUGAAUGUGUGGGCGCGGGGGAAGAUGGGGAAGGUGGUCGGGUCUGCGAUUGAAAUGGCGGGCGUCGCAUCUCCACUGUACGUGACCUCGUCUGCUAUGGCGGCAAACCCACGAACAACCCUCUGCACCUGAUGCCAUAGUACACACAUAGACCACGCUUGCCCCACGGAUGUCAUGUGCGUGCAGGAGUGCCGUCAUAGUGCGUGUAGCUAGGCUGACACACCUGACGUGACUUGUCCGCCAUCCAUGUGAUCAGCUCUUAUGUCCAUCUUCGAGCGCCUCUGGGGCUCGUCAUCCAAAGGGUACGAGGCCUUAAUGACGGUGAGCUGGUCGAGGGCCUGUGGCUGCAUCACCGCCUCCGCCAGCCGCCCCACCUCACGCACCAGCUCCUUGUCCGAUGCGUCGUCGGUCUGAAUGUGCAGCUCGCGAAGGUGGUGGCUGCAGCCCCGACUAAAGAGGGUCUCACGCAGCUCGGCCACAUACGUGGAGGACUGCCACCGCAAAUCGAUGGGACCGAUGGACUGGAGGCGGGAGAGGGACUUGCCGUCCUUGGGCGCCAUGGACAACAGGCCUUGCUUGACGCUCAAGAGAGUGGUGUUCACAUCGAAGUUCUCCAGGUGCUCGCACGCCUCCAUCCAGCGGCGAAGACUGCCCUCCAUGUCCUCUAGGUCAUAACCCAGCUCCCGCUUGAAUGUCAGCACUCGCAGACGCGGCGUGUGCCACACCCCCCUGCCGGUGCGGACGGCCGCGUACUUGUAGGGCAUCCUGUGCACCUCCUCCAGCUGCGACAGGUCGACGGGGGAGGGGAACGGGGGCAGCGGGUCCGCCGAUGUGUCGUGGCGAAAUCUGCUGUCGUGGUCGUCGUCGAAGCUGAGGACCUUGAUGGACGAAGCGGGCUCUGUCACAUGGUGUGCUGGCGGUGCUGUCCCCUCCUCUCCCCUCCUCUCCCCUCUCGUGCUGCACCUCCUCCUGCUCUUCGCUGAUGGCCUUGCGGGCCGCCGCAUUGCCCUCGAUGAUCGACACCCAAGUGCCGCGGCACCAGCAGCUUUCGUCGUAGGUGUAGCGGCGAGGGAUGGUGAGGCGCAGGUGCGUCAGAUGGAUCGCGCGCUGCCCCCACUUGUAGGCUGUCUCGAGCGGCAUCCUCUCCCACAGCUGGCGCACGCCGCCCUCGGCCGACCCGUCGAUGUGCAGGUGCGUGUAAUUGGCGGCCGCCUGGGUGAAGAGGGCCUUGCCGAGGAAGGGGAGACGACGCGUCAGCUCCCAGGGGUGAUCGAAGCCGAACACACUGGCGAGCUCGUCAGCAGAGAGACGGAGUCGGGCCUGCGGAUUAGACACAGACAGACACAUCGACACAGACAGAAACGAUUUGGUGUGCAGAGGUGGCGGGUCGUUGGCUUUGUGUUCUCACCAGCGGCUGGUCGGGCGGCGGUAGUCCCGAUCUAUGCUUGAUUCGAUACGAUGGCUGCGGUGAGGCAGCGGCACUCAAAUCGGAAUCAGCUGCGGCCGCCUGAGUGAAACCGAAAGACAACACCGAAGACAAAGAACGGUCUUCACCGCUCUCUCUUCAACUCAUUGUUAAUGUGCUUGUCUACCUCAGCGAUGGGUUCUUCUGGCGAUGCGUCGUCAACAUCCGUCUCAUCAGCACUCUCACCAUCACCACCACCCGCAGCAGCAGCAGCGGGUGAGGCGGCGUCGUUCGUAAGCUGUGGGCCAUCUGAUGCGGCCGGUGCUCUGGUGGUGAGGGCUCCGACCAUCUCACGCAAACUGGAUUCGGCAGCAGAGGCGUGGACGGACGCAGCUGUGAGGGAGCGCAGGGCAUCACCAGAAGCACCGCCGUCGCGCCGACUCGCACCACAACUCAUCUGCAGCAACAAAGCAGGCGCAGAGUGAAGGCAAGAGAGAGUGUGUGUGUGCGUAUCUGUAUAUGUGUUUGAUGCGGUGCGUCCCGAUUACACGUGCUCACCUCGAUGUCCAUCUGUAGUUGCCGGAUAUCCUCUUCCAGCGCGGCCGCCCGGGAACGCAACUGCACGAAUGAGGGGACCACACACAUCCACAGCAAGCAGGUGCGUGUGGCUGUCCGAAGGCGUCAUGCACCGGUUGCAGUAUCGAUGACCUCCGGAUAUAUGGCGGCGGCACGAGUAAAUGGAAUGGAGCGAUGAGUCAGUCGGGCUGGUGGAUAGCCACAAGCAAUUCCAUCACUCUCAGCCACACUGAACCAAGGCACACGCCCG
Messenger RNA from Vitrella brassicaformis, 3586 nucleotides. NCBI's taxonomy places the organism in Eukaryota, Vitrellaceae. The record is from the annotation of a GenBank genome assembly.